Molecule: messenger RNA, 4483 nt
Organism: Callorhinchus milii (elephant shark)
Lineage: Eukaryota; Metazoa; Chordata; Chondrichthyes; Chimaeriformes; Callorhinchidae
Gene: tbc1d1
Product: TBC1 (tre-2/USP6, BUB2, cdc16) domain family, member 1
Exons: 19
Coding region: 230-3448 (1072 amino acids)
Source: RefSeq, a predicted model, not a curated record
UGAGCACAUUCUCUUCACAAAGUGUUGCUUGCGAGGCUACUGAGAGUCUGAUUGUGAAAGGGGUGGGUGGGGAGACCAGAUGAUCUCACAACAAGAAAAGCUGCGAGCUGUGCACACUGCUCUGUGUAUUCUGGGUUUGUGUUUUUAAGUCCUUGAAACAAGCAAAUGUAGCUUAAGGUGGUUGCUUUAACUGCAUAUGAGUUUAAAUAGGAAGACAAGCUGAAAGCUUAUGGAAAUGGCACCAUUGUUCAGCUGGGUGGCGAAGGUACCUGAAAUCAUCAGUACGAUCCGUCAAGCUGGUAAGAUCGCCCGUCAGGAAGAGGCUCAGAGACCGGCCCACGAGUUGGAUGAUGCUUUCUCACAGAAGUAUGAAGUGCUGUUCUGUGGCAGGGUGACCGUGGCUCACAAGAAGGCUCCGCCAGCCCUGAUCGAUGAGUGUAUUGAAAAAUUUAACCACCUCCGAACAAGCGACGACAAGGAAAGCAAAGAGUCAGCUGAGCAGAAAGGAACCGGGGGGCUGAGCGCUGGACAUUCACUGCUCUCAAACUCUAAACUGCCUGGGUGCGUGGUACCAACAACAGCCAAGGGAGAAAAGAGCAACAAAGCUGUCACCAAGCUGGGUGGCCAGCAUGUACCUUGCACUGCACAGUCACAAAGUCUUCUGCAGAGAUGGGACUUGUGUGAUGGGAGCAGCAACUCAAACUGCAGUGAGCAGGACAGCGGUGGUUCACUGGAUCUCUGGAGACACAGCAGUGCCUCCGACAUGGUGCAACCCACAGACAUGAAGGCCAAUAGGACCAUGCUGUUCACGAUUGGUCAGUCGGAAAUUUACCUCAUAAGUCCUGACACAAAGAAGGUGGCAAUUGAGAAAAGCUUCAAAGAAAUCUCCUUCUGUUCUCAGGGAAUUAAGCACGUGGAUCACUUUGGAUUUAUCUGCAGGGAGAAUCCAGACACUGGGAGCUGCCAUUUUGUCUGUUAUGUGUUCCAAUGUACAAAUGAGGCCUUGGUCGAUGACAUCAUGCUGACCCUGAGGCAAGCAUUCACUGCAGCGGCAAUCCAUCAAAACGUCAGGAUCCAACUAUGUGAGAGCUGCCCAAUGAACUGCCUUCACAAGCUCUGUGAAAGGAUAGAAGGUUUCUCCCCUUCAAAGGCAAAAUUGGAAAUUCAGAAACAUUUGUCAACUUUUAGCAACCCGGAUCAAGCCUCAAUAUUCGAAGAUGUUCAGAAAAUGAAGCCAAAAAAUGAACAAGAAGAAAACGAGCUAGUUCUAUCGAUGCUGAGACAGCUGUAUGAGGAGCAACAGAAACUGCACAACCACAAUGGAGAUGCAAAGCAGACUUCUCAAAAUCCGACUCAGAAUUCAACCCUGAAUGAACAACAGAGUCUUUCUCUCUCUGGCCGCUUUAGAUUGGACCAUUUUAAAAUCAGAGCUAAAAAAUCCUUCACUGAAUCGCUGGAGAAUAUUUUAUCAAGGGGAGGGUCUAAAUUCAAGACCCAUUGGAGCGCAGAGAGUUCAGACUUGGAAGAAAUCUCUUUUAAUAAAACCUCUUUGAGCCUCUCAAGUUCAAACUUUUUCAAGGCUGCAUCUCCGGAUGAAAGCGAUGUCCUGCCACCUCCAAUGAGCCCUCUGAAGUCUCAUGGUUCCACUGGGGAUCUGCUGAAAGCCCUGGACAAGAGCGAUGAAUUGACUCCAUUACCAUUCAGGCGGCGAGCCAGUACUUUCAGUUACAUGCCCUCCAGUGUUGAACAGCAACAACACUCCCAGGAAGAAACCCCGUCUUAUCCAAAGCCCAAAUUAAUGAGGCAUCACUCAGUGAGCACAGACACUCCGCAAAGUGAUUAUGAAUCCAGGCCAACCCCAGGCAGAGGAAGAAACUGUGAUGGAAAUGUGCCCCGUGUCCGUCGACAUUCCUGGCGUCAGCAAAUCUUUCUGCGGGUGGCUUCACCUCAGAAAGGGUGUGAGUCAUCCUGCCGGUAUGAUGAUUAUUCAGACCUAGAUGUAACGCCAAAGUCACCUUUAGCAGCAACAUGUAGUGAUGGGCACCUGGGGGCGGUUGUAGAAGAAAGGAAGCGCACACCUAAAGAGCUCCAAGGCUUGUGGAGGAAGGCCAUACUUCAGCAGAUACUACUUCUGAGGAUGGAAAAAGAAAACCAGAAGCUACAAGCUUCGGAAAGUGACCUGCAGAAUAAGCGGUUAAAACUGGAUUAUGAAGAGAUCACUCUGUGCCUAAAGGAUGUGACUUUGGUUUGGGAGAAAAUGCUAAGCACACCAGGCAGGGCCAAGGUGAAGUUCGACACGGAGAAGAUUCAUGUCGCCAUGGGGCAAGGAGUACCUCGACAGCACCGUGGUGAAAUCUGGAAACUUCUAGCAGAACAGCAUCAACUGAGGCAUCAAUUGCCCCCAAAACAACAACCAAAUGACACCCCAUACAAAGAGCUGUUAAAGCAACUAACCACCCAACAACAUGCCAUACUCAUUGAUCUAGGCCGUACAUUUCCAACACACCCUUAUUUUUCUGCACAGCUGGGUGCUGGGCAGCUCUCUCUGUUUAAUCUGUUGAAAGCCUACUCCCUGCUGGAUCAGGAGGUGGGCUAUUGCCAGGGGCUUAGCUUUGUAGCAGGAAUCCUGUUGCUGCACAUGAGCGAAGAAGAUGCCUUUCGAAUGCUGAAGUUUCUCAUGUACGACAUGGGCUUGAGGAGACAAUACCGACCUGACAUGAUUAUUUUGCAGAUCCAGAUGUACCAGCUUUCACGUCUUCUCCAUGAUUACCACCGAGAUCUCUACUGCCACUUUGAAGAGAAUGAGAUCAGUCCCAGCCUUUAUGCUGCUCCAUGGUUUCUUACCAUGUUUGCCUCUCAGUUUCCUUUGGGUUUUGUGGCCAGAGUCUUUGACAUGAUCUUCCUUCAAGGGUCUGAGGUCAUCUUUAAGGUAGCUCUGAGUUUACUGGGAAGUCACAAGCCACUUAUUCUACAACACGAGAAUCUGGAAUCAAUCGUUGACUUCAUAAAGUGCACACUACCUAACCUUGGCCUAGUACAGAUGGAAAAAACAAUUAUCCAGGUGUUUGACAUGGACCUCUCCAAGCAGCUGCAAGCUUAUGAGGUUGAAUACCAUGUCCUCCAGGAUGAGAUGAUGGAUUCUGCUCACCCCAUGAACGAUAAUCAGCGAAUGGAGAAACUGGAGAGAAGCAAUAAUUGCUUGCGCAAGCAAAAUAGUGACCUCUUGGAGGAGCUUGAGAUAGCUCAUGCAAAAAUCCAGAACCUGGAAGCUACGGUUGAAGGCCUUGCGUCCAACGAGACAAAAUUAAAGCAAGCCAUUCGUACACUGGAGCUGGAGAGAGGGGCACUCCUUGACACAGUAACAGACUUCCGAAGGCAGCUUCCCAACAUUGCACCUUUUGAUGAUGGAACAUUCUUUGAAGCAAAUGAAAAGGAAUGCAAAUUCUAAUGGACUUCAUGGAGGAGAAACCCUUGAAUCUGAAUGGUCCUGUGGUGGAACCAACCCAAACGUCUCCGGUUGACAAAUAGGUCAUCUGCUUGAUUCAAUUCUGAGUCCCAACAGACUCAUCUUGUGUGCUAAUGUAGUCAUGCUAUAGAUCACUGGAUUGUCAUCCAUUGCCAAAGGCAAAUCAGUGGAAAGGUUCUUCUAUACAAGAAUUGUAUGGAUUUAUUUAUGGCUGACUUAAAAUCUAGUUUAAUCUUGGCUCAGAAAGAUCCAUUCUUAGACACUAGAUUUGAGUACAUGUUUCAAAGCAUUUUUCAUACAUGUCUUUGUAUUAGUCAUUCUUCUGGAGUAACUUAAAUCAUUGCAGUGUAUUUUAAUGUAUAUACCUUUUUAACUGCAGGGUGCACUUCUUGUCAAACUGUGAAACUCCUAGGGAGUCACUACAUUUCAGAACAUCUGGUAACAAGCUUUGUUUUUCUAAAGUUCUUUGCUAUUUUAUUUUAACUGAACACUGGUUUUCCUCAUCUAUCCUCACUGCCUUCUCGCACGUAAACAUUUAUUUUUAUAAGCAAAUAUUCUGGAAUUUUCUUAUGAAUGCAUUUACAUACAUUGAAUUAUGUCAUGUUGUGAUCACCAUAAUGGAUGAAAUGUUAACUGACCAUUCUAGUUUUAUCACUAUCUCAUAACAAAGGCAAAUAUCUAUCCAGUUUGUUAGUUAAAGAAGCCUUUACAGAUAUUGAUUGUGGGAAACAUGCCAGAGUUUGCUGAAAACCAUCCUGGGGACGAUGAAAAUAGAAAAAUGUUUUGGUUCAAUGGUGGUUUUAUCAGACGUAAUCUUCCUUUCGCUUUCUCCACAAUAUGGAGAGUUCCGCAAGGAUUUUGUGUGUCUGGUAUGGAGUGCGCACACACACUCUUCCUCGACAAACAUUAGUUAAGCCCUACCUAGCAAUGGAAUAUCUGAACCAGGCCCAUACCUUGUGCUGGUUAACUAAUUCUGGAGAGUGUUGGCACAGGUUGGCAAGAGCCAAAGCUUGGGAA